AAAAAAGCAGGGAGGCACUCUGCCCUAGAUAUAACACAGACAUCAUUCAGAGAGAGAGACACACACACGCACACAUAUAGAAGUGCAGCAAGGCAGAGCAGACAGAGACAAAGAGACAGGCAACACAAGGACAAACAAGAGACAUGAAGACAGAGAAAGCCAGCCAGCGGAGACAGGUGGCGGUGAAGCGGCUGAAGCAACACUUCACAAGAGGGGAACGAGAGGGAGAGUAAUGAAGAGGUGGUUGCACCAUCUGCUGCCGAGAGAGAGAGAAACAUGUUUGUCGGUUCAGAUGAGAGCGAGCGAGGGAGGCAGCAGCCAGCGAUCUGCAGUGAGAUAAACAGCACGACCCCUCCUGAAUGGAGUCAGAAUGAGGAGUCUGCAGCUAGCGAGGAGGAGAUUGUCUUUCAAAGAGAAUAGAUUGUUGCUGUUCUGAGGAGACCCCCGAUACCAACAAGUGCUAAUAAGAAGCUGCGUCCCCGUGUGGAGGAGCCGCAGCAAUCGUCAUCUCUGUUUUGGAAAUAUUUACAGUGGAAAGCGAUCUGAGGACAGGAAUCGUGGAGCUGGUAUGUUCUAUCUCUAAACACAGGCAGAGGAAAGUUUUUUUUUAUAAAGAAAAUCUGGGGUUGCAGCUCUCUCUCUCUCUGAGAAUGCACACUCCGGGCUCCAUGGUGACGGGGAUCGUCUUUUCCCCGCUGGGACUGGUCCUCGUCUUCACCGCCGCCAUCACCCCUCAGUGGAGAGAGGGGCAGGCGCGUCUGAAUAUGACCGGGCCGGGGUCACUGCUCCGGUCGAGCGUGAAAGGUCAAGGGUCAACGGACUCGCUGCUCUUGCUCCGCUCUGACGGACUCUGGGAGACGUGCCUGCAGGUGGAGCACUCGGAGCUGAAGCAGUGCUGGCCCGCUGCAGGUCCGUAUCAGAGAGACUCCAGGGUCCGCCUCGCCCAAGGUCUGAUCCUGACCUCGCUGUUCCUGUGCGGCACCGGCAUUGUCCUGGCGUGCAUCGGGGUCCGCUGUUGGACGGAUCUACCUCUGAGGGGUGUCGCUGCGACGGGCGGACUCUUGGUUGUGACCGCAGGGCUGCUGAGCCUGACUGCUCUCGGGGUGUACACGCACAACCUCGGGAUGCUGGGGAUGAGCAGUCAAGGGACCAAGUUCCCCCAACUCAGCCUGCACCCAGCGGGGUCGCUCUACUUUGGAUGGCUGGGUUCAUGUUCACAGGUGCUGGGAGGCAGCGCUCUGCUGCUCAGCUUCAAACGGCCAAAGUGUCCGACCUGCCCCUCCUGCCCCGAGCUGCCCGCCUGUCCUGCCUGUCAAUCAUUUCCAGAGCUCAGCAACAAGCCAGACAUGAAUGUUUACGAAGUCAGCUGUUAGAAUACAAAGACUUUCAGACAACACGGGGACAUAUACUUCAAAUUUAACAGCUAAUCAAUCUGCCAGCUAAUGAAGUGAAGUAAUUCAUUAAUGACUGUGAACUGCUACACAUCGUCACUGAAAGAUUAAUGGAACAUGAUGGAUGUUGUUGGCUCUUGAUGAAGACACAAACUAACAUGUAAAAUACAACAAAAAAAGAAUCAAAGAUUGUCACUGAUUCACUGAAAUAAUCAAUGUUGAAAAGAGCUCAAGUUCCUGCUGCCUUUAACUGCGACAUGUCGUAAGUCUCUUUGUGCUGCCUUUCAUAUUGUAGCCAUGCAUAUGUACUGUUAGCAAGCAACACAGUAUGUUUUUCAUUAAGGGCUGUCAAGCAAUUACAUUUUUUUUUAUUUUAAUCUCUUAAUUUCAGUAUUUAAUCUGAAUUAAUCACAUGUUUGGAAUUCAAUUAUUUUACAUUUAAUGAUAAAAUUAUCAUUUUUAGGCUUUUAUUUUGAAAAAUGUUUAACGUCUUAAGCUGAGUGUACUUUACUUGCUGUUUGAAAUCAACCCCGCUUUUAUUUUGAAAUAAAGCAAGGUCCUUCUUGUAGAUUUAACGUGAUGACAUUAACUCAAGCGAAGGGAAAAAGUUACUCGUUAUGGAUCAAAAACUAAAUGAAAAAAACAUCUCAAAGGGACGGUAACAAAGUCAAAUGUUUUGGACUUUGGACUCGUCAGUUGAGCUGUCAGAGUUUUUUAAAGUGAAAUGAGACAUUCAAGGACGCAGCAGUGUCGUUCUUUUCCAUCACUCUGACUAGAGGGAGACACUGCGGAGGCUAUGGUGCCCCUAAAGGCACAAAAUAGAAUGUGAUUAAUUAAAAAAAAAAAAAAAAAAAAAAGAAUGCCUUAAUUUCAGACCUUGAUUAAUUGGGAUUUAUUUGUUAAUGCUGACAGCCCUAGUUUUUUUGUGUCCGAAGAAAACUGUGACGUAAAUAUUUGUGAUAAAUUUAGAGAGCUGUAGCUUAAAUAAAGUUAGAGCUUAAAGUAAAAAAUAACCUUGGGAAAAAACUUGUUUAUAUGCUGUUAUUAAACACCAACGUCCAAAGUGGAUUUAACCUAAUUUUAGGUUUAACUUUACUUGUUAAUAUUAAAAAGUGAUGAAAACAGUCUUUCAGAUAUUUUUUUUUUAUAAAUGGAAACAGAAAUCUUGUUUUUUUUUUCCUGAAAAAUUUGCACUCUGAUUGAACUCUGAGGUCACUUUGGACAAUGAAGGAGUCAGACUGAGGUCAGAUCUUUGCCAACUGCUCGUCAGGGUAAAUCUUUGUAUGAUACGUAAACUGAGACGUGCUCAUUUUGUGAACGUGAUAUGACUUACUCAGUGACACAAACUGUCAGUGUGAAGAGGAAAGUAGGAGGAUGUUCAACAGGGUGUUGUUUGUUCUUUGCAGAUGAUUCAUUGGUGUACGCUUGUUCUAUUGUGUUCAUACCUGGUGAUGCAUCCGUCUUUUGAUUAAACAUUUCAAUAUAA
Molecule: messenger RNA, 2877 nt
Organism: Labrus mixtus (cuckoo wrasse)
Lineage: Eukaryota; Metazoa; Chordata; Actinopteri; Labriformes; Labridae
Gene: cldn23l
Product: claudin 23-like
Exons: 3
Coding region: 651-1373 (240 amino acids)
Biological process (GO): cell adhesion; bicellular tight junction assembly
Cellular component (GO): bicellular tight junction; plasma membrane
Molecular function (GO): structural molecule activity
Source: RefSeq, a predicted model, not a curated record